AGCCUUGAGCUGGGAUCUCCCGGCGAUAGGAGCCCGGAGGUUGGCCGGGCGUGAUGGCCAGGCCUCCGCAGCCCCGGCGUGGCCCCGCAACGCCUGGUGGUGCCCUGCGCGCCCUGCUGCGCUGCAACUUGCCCCCGGGCGCCCAGCGCGUGGUGGUCUCCGCUGUGCUGGCGUUGCUGGUCCUCAUCAACGCCGUGCUGAUAUUCCUACUGGCCUUCCGCUGAGCUGCGCGCGCCCGGCACCGCGGGGGAACCGCGCAGGCUCAUCAGUGAUGGCAGUGUGGUGUGUGCUGAAGCCCUGUGGGACCAUGUCACCAUGGAUGACCAGGAGCUGGGCUUCAAAGCUGGGGAUGUCAUCGAAGUGAUGGAUGCCACCAACAGGGAAUGGUGGUGGGGCCGAGUGGCAGAUGGCGAGGGGUGGUUCCCUGCCAGCUUUGUACGGCUGCGCGUGAACCAGGAUGAGCCCGCGGAUGACUAUGAGGCCCCGCGGGCCGGGGCUAGAGAGGCCGAUGACAGCGGUCCAGAGGCUCAGAGCUGCAAGGACCAGAUGCGCACAAAUGUCAUCAAUGAGAUCCUCAGCACUGAGCGAGACUACAUCAAGCACCUUCGCGACAUCUGCGAGGGCUAUGUCCGCCAGUGCCGCAAACGGGAGGAUAUGUUCAGUGAAGAGCAGCUGCGCACCAUCUUUGGGAACAUCGAGGACAUCUACCGCUGCCAAAAGGCAUUUGUGAAGGCUUUGGAGCAGAAGUUCAACACGGAGCGGCCACACCUGAGCGAGUUGGGGGCCUGCUUUCUGGAACACCAAGCAGACUUCCAGAUCUAUUCUGAGUACUGCAACAACCACCCCAAUGCCUGCGUGGAGCUCUCCCGGCUCACGAAGCUCAGCAAGUACGUGUACUUCUUCGAGGCCUGCCGGCUGCUGCAAAGGAUGAUUGACAUCUCGCUGGAUGGCUUUCUGCUGACCCCGGUGCAGAAGAUCUGCAAGUAUCCCCUCCAGCUGGCGGAGCUGCUCAAGUACACACACCCCCAGCACAGGGACUUUAAGAAUGUUGAAGCUGCCUUGCACGCCAUGAAGAAUGUGGCCCAGCUCAUCAACGAACGGAAACGAAGACUUGAAAACAUCGACAAGAUUGCUCAGUGGCAGAGCUCCAUAGAGGACUGGGAGGGGGAAGACCUUCUGGUCAGGAGCUCGGAACUCAUCCACUCGGGGGAGCUGACCCGCGUGACACAGCCUCAAGCCAGGAGUCAGCAGAGAAUGUUUUUUCUCUUUGACCGCCAGCUCAUCUACUGUAAAAAGGAUCUGCUUCGCCGGGACGUGCUGUACUACAAGGGCCGGCUGGACAUGGAUGACCUGGAGGUGGUAGAUGUGGAAGAUGGGAAGGACCGAGACCUCCAUGUGAGUGUCAAGAACGCCUUCCGUCUGUACUGUGGUACCACGGGGGACAGCCACCUACUGUGUGCCAGGAAGCCAGAACAGAAGCAGCGCUGGCUGAAGGCCUUUGCCAGAGAGAGGGAGCAGGUGCGGCUGGACCAGGAGACAGGCUUCUCCAUCACCGAGCUGCAGAGGAAGCAGGCCAUGCUGAACGCCAGCAAGCAGCAGGCCACGGGGAAGCCUAAAGCUGUGGGAAGGCCAGGAUACCUGACCCGCCACAAGCAUCCAUCAUUGCCUGCCAGCCGGCCCCAGCAGCAAGUGUUGGUGCUAGCAGAGCCCAGGCGGAAGCCAUCUAACUUCUGGCACAGCAUCAGCAGACUGGCGCCUUUCCGCAAGUGAGCCAGCAUCCAUCAGACAACCUGACAGCACUUUGUGGACCCAUCCUUUCCUCUCUGAGGCCUAUACCAUCAGGCCCUCUGCCUGUUUUACAAACUGGAAGUGAACAGGCACAGCGUCAUGCUGUAUGAAGUCUGGGCCCUGCCUCUGGCCCCUUCCCCAUGGCUAGUGUGUGAGUACCAGCCUCUGACUAUACUCUGGACCUGCGCAGAGCCUCCAUCAAUGGUAAGCCUGCACGCCACAGCUCUAAACCUCUGGCCAGGCUGUGCACAUAGGCGCAUCUGCUCUGGACAUUCUUUGGAAAGCUAUCAUCUCCAUUCUCCUGUUUCCUCUGGGUAGGAGACCAAAAUCUGUGGCCAUGAGCCACCUGCCAAAGCAGGUGUGUGCCCCUCUGCUCUUUGUCUGUUCAGGCCCCCAGUGCACUUGUAACCUGAGAGGUCAGGAACCAGGAAUUAUGCACUAACUCUACCCAUACAUAGCUGUCCUUAUGCCUCCUGGUCCCUGUAGACACUGCUGGCUGCCAGAUACCCUCUUUACUUGUGACAUGUGUAACGAGAAAACCAUACAGUCAACUGUGUCCCUGGUUCCAGGUUAGUGACAGUUCCCUGUAGCUGGGGUGGCUGCGCACACACCCACCCACUCACUCCCUGUUCACUAUGAUUUUGGUCGUGUUGUUUCUCUAACACUGGAGAAUUGUUAAUGACACAGAAAGAUUGCCUUACCCUAGUUAAGUGUGAGAAGCCAUAAGGACUGGACUCUGGCCCCUCAUGGCCGGCCUCCUCGUGAGGCACAUGGCCGGGCCUGCACAUGGUGCAGAGCCUACAGGACUCAGAAGCAUGGAGUCACUCUUGCGCUGCAUCUUCUCUAAUCCAAAAGACACAUUUAAUUUCAUAAAGAAACGAAUGAAAAGUG
Mus musculus (house mouse) is the source of this 2679-nucleotide messenger RNA. RefSeq names its product small integral membrane protein 39 (gene Smim39). NCBI's taxonomy places the organism in Eukaryota, Metazoa, Chordata, Mammalia, Rodentia, Muridae. The record is from RefSeq and is marked validated. The coding region runs from base 54 to 224 and encodes 56 amino acids. The transcript is spliced from 10 exons.